This is a messenger RNA of Xyrauchen texanus (razorback sucker), 1352 nucleotides long. It is a transcript of the gene tekt1, whose product is annotated as tektin 1. The coding region runs from base 53 to 1261 and encodes 402 amino acids. The transcript is spliced from 8 exons. NCBI's taxonomy places the organism in Eukaryota, Metazoa, Chordata, Actinopteri, Cypriniformes, Catostomidae. The record is from RefSeq and is a predicted model, not a curated record. Gene Ontology annotation, biological process: cilium movement involved in cell motility; cilium assembly. Gene Ontology annotation, cellular component: nucleus; microtubule cytoskeleton.
CCGUGUGUUUACCCACCGGGUUCAGUUGCAGCGGUCGAUUAAAGAGGCAAGAAUGUCUCGUCUGAUGGGACCCCCUAAUACAUUUCUGCCACCUGAGUGGAAGCAUGCAAACCAGUUGCAUUUCAGGAACUCAGAGGCAGAGCGGGCUCGCUCAGAAAGAUGGACGGCAGAGUGCAAGAGACUGAUAGAGGAGAGCAACAAAUCUACCAAUCUCAUGCAACAGGAUGCACAAAACAGGCUGGAGCAAAGAAUCAAGGAUAUCAAAUUCUGGAAGCAGGAACUUGAGCAGAAGUUUGAGGAGAUAGUGAAAGAGAUUGAAAGCCUCAUCAUCUUUAAGAGCCGUGUGGAGAGAGCCUUGGAGAACUGCUCUGAGCCUCUCAGAGUUAAUCUACAGUGUCUGGCUGAGAGACAGAAGCGGGUGGCGAUUGACCUAGUUUAUGAUGAGGUAGAAGAGAAGUUGUUGAAGGAGAGAGAGGUGAUCGAAGGUGUGAAGGUCCUGCUUCAGCGCACCCUAGAGCAAAUCAUUGAGCAGAUCAGGCUCAUUCGUUCAGUGAAAUACUAUCUGGAGAAAGACCUGAAAGACAAGUUUCAGGCAGAGCGUAUUGAUGAUUUCUGCUUUCUUCUUACUAAUACAUCGCCCAAUACAAAUGGAGAGAAUUCAAACUUUACAAGUGUAGGAACCACAGUGACUCCAGAGGAGUGGGAGAGCCUGUGCAACAUUAACAUUAGCAAAGCUGACAAAGAGAAAAACAACUCUCUUGCUCUGCGAGCUUUGGUGGAAAGCCUACUUACGCAGACAGCUGCAGACAUGCGCAGACAGUAUGAGGCCACAGGCAGAGCGUUGGAGCUGCGCAUACAGGAGACCAAAACUGCUAAAGCACAGCUUGAGAAUCAGCUAAGUGAGCUGCUAAUGGAGAUAGCAAAUCAAGAGAGGAAUUUGGAAGCUGUACGAGUGGCUAUCGCUGAGAAAGAAGCUCCAUUCAAAGUAGCUCAAACUCGACUGUCCAACCGCAGUCAGAGGCCCAACAUUGAGCUCUGCCAUGACUCUGCUCAAAUCCAACUGAUGGAAGAGGUGAAGGAGCUCACUAACCAUAUCGAAAGACUGACUGAGGCUCUUGAACUCUCAGAGAUGGAACUGAAAGCUCUAGCAAGCAGCCAGUUGACUCUGGAAGAGGAGAUCCAGGUGAAAACCAACACCCUCUACAUAGACGAGGUGAUCUGCCGUCAGCUACGUCAGCCUGUCAUUAUAAACAACUUCUAAACAGUUCUCAUGAAAUGUGAAAAUACUUUGUUUUUGGGAAAGAAUUGUAAUCCAGAUGUGAAGAUUUUCAUUUAAAUUAAAAUAUGUGAUU